This is a messenger RNA of Durio zibethinus, 649 nucleotides long. RefSeq lists its product as uncharacterized. The record is from RefSeq and is a predicted model, not a curated record. Lineage: Eukaryota; Viridiplantae; Streptophyta; Magnoliopsida; Malvales; Malvaceae.
UCAACGAAUAACUUCCAGGCUUUGGCUACAAGUCAAACAUGCCGGUUUCGAUAUGCCAGGUCUUCCAAUCUGGGCAACUCCUCCCUAUAUAAACUAGCUUCCCCAACCAUUGCUUCUUCAUAUUUGUCCUGGAAUUUCAUUUUCUUUCCAACUUUACAAAAAUCUUGUUAUACUUUGUAACUCUCUCGUCAGAUUCCUGUUAAUUUGUUAAAGAAAUCAUGGAAGUAGAGAUGUCCCUGGCAGAUUCUUUAAUGAAGGUGUUCAUGUUCCUGAUUGUUCAAGCACUGGUUUAUCUCAUCCUUUCUAAGUCAUCUGAUAUUUUCUCCAAGAAUAAGAUGAGAUCAUUAAGCCUCAAACCUGCUCGUUCUAUAAGCAUUCGCAGAAUACUGGCUUCCAUCUCUGAUUUGCCCCAAGGUGCUGAGCCAUCUCCAUCAUCAAAGGGUUCAAAAUCACCAGUUCAAAAAUAUCCUGAAGAAUAUGAAAGAAACUAAAUUUCUCAUGUUGUAGUACUUAGAACAAACGUGUUAGCUGUUUGUUGUUUUUGUAAAAAUUAUUGUUUGAAUAUUGUAUUAGAAUGAAAGAAAUCUGCAAUUCACUGUUUUGAUUAUAAAGGAUUAAUGCAUCAAAUACAUUGGUUUUCUACUGCAAA